AUGUCAGCCAGAAGGGGCUAUCGUCUCCCUUCGCCAAAAUACAGCAGAAUAAUGUCAUGUUCGGACAGUCCGUCAGGGAAUGUGUUUUUAGUGGACUCACUGAUCGGCGGCCGCGCUGAGAGCAAUGGGGCUCACUACGCCGGAGUGUGUGUUCCCCACAGCACAGCCAAUGAGGUGCCUUACGGACUACACAACUAUGGAUACUUCACCGCAGGUAAACGGGGCGAUGUGACCCAAAACAUGGCCCCCAGCACCUACAUGUCCAGUAUGGAGAUGUGGAUGGACGCGCAGAGGUCAUGUCGGAUGGAUCAAGAGCAGCCGGUCCAGGUCGCGCCCUGCUCCUUCCCGCAGACCAUUAAGGAAGAGAGCACCUACUGCUUGUACGAGCAGCCCAAAUGCCCCAAAGCCUCCACCGCGGAAGACCUCACAUACUCCAGGUUAACAACAUCUGCUCUGGCGUCUUGCACAGUCAGCGAUGGCGGCGGUGGCUCGGUGCCUGUGCCGGGCUACUUCCGCUUGUCUCAGACGCACGCACAUUCUCAUAAACUUUACAACAGCAGCGGCCCCGAGCCGAACCCUUCCCAUUCUCACUUUGGCCAACACCCCGCCGCCGCAGUCCGCUUCCACACACCGCCGACUUCCACUUCUUCAGUCCCGGCCACCGCGCAGGAAAGCGCGGAGAAGCGCGCACCGCCGGUGGCCGCGGAGCCCCGCGCCGCUCCGGCGAGCGAGGAGGCGCAGGAGUCCACGGAGGAGGAAGACGCCUCGUCAGCUGACGAUGAGAACGACAAAGACAGAGCGACAAACCCCGGCAAAGGAGACCCAAAAAGCGAGAACACCGUGAACUGGCUGACGGCGAAAAGCGGUCGGAAGAAGCGCUGUCCGUACACCAAACACCAAACACUGGAGCUGGAGAAGGAAUUCCUCUUCAACAUGUACCUGACUCGAGAGCGCCGCCUGGAGAUCAGUAAAAGCGUCCAUCUGACGGACAGACAGGUGAAAAUCUGGUUCCAGAAUCGCAGAAUGAAAUUGAAGAAAAUGACGCGGGAGAACCGGAUUCGGGAGCUGACCUCCAAUUACGGCUUCUCCUGAUGGAUCCUAGAAUAACUCUAUGAAAGCAGGCGCACUCACACAGGAGCACACUGUCCGCGACAUCAUUUCACGCACUUUGAUUUCCCCCUGAAGCCUCAUGUUUCAGAUCAGACUUCCCUGAUGUUUGUGUUGUGGAUAUUGUGGUUAGAUAGAUGUCGUCAGUGGAGUACAAACAAAAGAAAGAGAUUGUCUUAACUGUCACAACCAUCAUGAAUUUUGGUUUAAUCUCAUCGGGAAUUUUGCGUGGCCACAAAAACCCUCCCAUUAACGUGAGCAUUAGAUGUUGUG
Molecule: messenger RNA, 1380 nt
Organism: Synchiropus splendidus (mandarinfish)
Lineage: Eukaryota; Metazoa; Chordata; Actinopteri; Syngnathiformes; Callionymidae
Product: homeobox protein Hox-A10-like
Exons: 2
Coding region: 1-1092 (363 amino acids)
Biological process (GO): regulation of transcription by RNA polymerase II
Cellular component (GO): nucleus
Molecular function (GO): DNA-binding transcription factor activity, RNA polymerase II-specific; RNA polymerase II cis-regulatory region sequence-specific DNA binding
Source: RefSeq, a predicted model, not a curated record